CAUUGGCCUUGCCAACUUCAAGUCUUCAUUCUCAUGGCCGCUCGUUCUGCUAUUGCGCCCCGAUUCAACACACCUAUCAAAGUCAUGGCUUCAGCUGCUGAGCCCGCCUCGUCAACGAACACAAAAGGAGCAGAAAGAAAGGGGCGAUUGUUAGUCUAUGGAGCUACAGGGCAUACUGGGAAGCUGGUGGCACGGAAAGUGAAGGAGGUGGGCUUAAACGCAACCUUGGCAGGGCGGAAUGAAGAAAAGCUCAGAGCCAUUGCGGAGGAGGUUGGCCUGCCGUAUGAGGCGUUUGACCUCACCAACGAAAAGGCGCUGUCAGCAGCAGUGGCCUCCCAUGAAGCAGUCCUCCACAUAGCAGGGCCGUUCACAGAGACAGGGCCUCCCGUCGUGGAGUCUUGCAUCGAACACGGGGCACACUACAUGGACAUUACUGGGGAGACGCACUUCAUGGGCUUUGUGCAGGGAAAGGAUGCUGCUGCGAAAGCCAAGGGCGUCAUGCUUCUGCCCGCCGUUGGCUUCGACGUGGUCCCCGGCGACUGUCUGGGCGCACACCUGAAGGAGAAGCUCCCGACGGCGACGCACCUCGACCUCGAGUCGUUCAUCAUGCGGAACGGCACGGGCGUCUUGGCUUCCAAGGGGACUAUGCUUUCGGGCGCCUUCCACAUUUUGCCCUUUGGCGGGCUGGAACGGAAGGACGGCGCCUUCAAGAAAGCAGCCAUCGGUGCAAAGCACAGAAGCUUCGAGAUUGGCGACGGUGGAAAGCCGGUGCCGGGGUUCUCGUUCCCGGCCGCAGAGCUUAUCGCAACGGCCCACUCCACCAACAUUCCCAACAUUACGACUUACUUCCCAGGUAGCAAGUCCGCUGCCUGGCCCGCAUAUAUGCUGAGCCUGCUGGGCCCCGGCGUCGUGAGCUCCUGGCCGCUACGCGCGCUCAUCACGCGCAGCAUCCGUUCACUGCCGGAGCCAAGCACGGAGAAGGCGAAAGCUUCCAAGAUGCUGGGAGCGGCGGAAGUGAGGGACGAGAAGACGGGCCGCUCUGCGCGCGCCUCCAUACAGGUCAACGAGGGGUAUGGCUUUACUGCCAGUUCCGCCUGCGAGGUGGCGCGGAGAGUGCUCGACGGGCAAGUGAAGCCGGGCUUUCAGACCCCGGCGUCAGCGUUCGGCUCGAGCCUUGUCCUCAACAUCCCAGGCGAAGAAGCGGUGUUGAGAGACCUUCCGUAGGUCCGUACCGGCGAAAGUACCGGCGAAAAAGGAAAAGUUUUUCAAGAUGCCAAAAUGUAGCGGCUUUUGGUGACUCAGCGCUGUUCCCAGCCAGAGGAUUGAACUUCGCCUCUCACAUAAGAGCCGCGAGACCUCUCGUGACAGUGGCGAUCAUAGGAUUCAUAUAGCCUACCAAGGGGGGAUCCACAUUCUAGCUGCCAUUGAAAUUUUGCGUAGUGGAUUCCUUUACUGUGCGUGCAUAUACUGCAGCUCUGUGCCCGACGGCCGAUUUCAGUGCCAUGGCUUUUGCUCAGCUGCUGCUGAGCUCUUGAGCCGCGAGUAUGUGAAAGAUCUACUCGGAAGCAGCAGGUCUAGCUUAGGAUUUGUGAGGUAACCCGUCAUGUGAUUGGAGCAAGCAUACAAAACAUGCAUGGGAAAAGGAUUGACUGAUGGGUAUUCAUGUAGGAGAAUCCUAGGCACGAAAUAUAUGGUGGCCCUGCGCAUAUCCAACUGACUUGCGUUUGUUA
Messenger RNA from Klebsormidium nitens, 1730 nucleotides. The record is from the annotation of a GenBank genome assembly. NCBI's taxonomy places the organism in Eukaryota, Viridiplantae, Streptophyta, Klebsormidiophyceae, Klebsormidiales, Klebsormidiaceae.